AUGUCAUUCCUUUUGGCCCUGCUGGGCCUGGUCUCGUUGACCUCCGCCGCGUCAACGGCCGACUGGAAGCCAAGAGCCGUGUACCAGACCAUGACUGACCGUUUUGCCCGCACUGAUAACUCGACAACUUCUCCCUGCAGCACCAAAGAUGGCCUCUACUGCGGAGGCACGUGGAGGGGAACCAUUAACCAACUCGACUACAUCGAAGGCAUGGGCUUCGAUGCCGUGAUGAUCUCGCCUAUCAUCGACAACAUUAAAGGUCGCGUCUCGUACGGUGAGGCCUACCAUGGAUACUGGCCCGUCAACUUGAACGCUCUCAACGCACGCUUCGGUACGCACCAAGAUCUGCUCGAUCUUAGUGAUGCCCUCCAUGCCCGUGGCAUGUAUCUGAUGAUGGAUACGGUGAUCAACAACAUGGCCCAGAUCAUUCCCAACGGCACCGACCCGGCUAAGGAGGUCGACUACUCGGUCUUCGACCCUUUCAACAACAAGGACUACUUCCAUCCUUACUGCAAAAUUAAGGAUUGGAACAACUUCACCGAUGCGCAACUCUGUCAGACUGGUGAUCUCAACGUCCCACUUCCGGAUCUCUAUACCGAGCACCCAGAUGUCCAAAAGCUUCUCAUCGACUGGGCCAAGGACGCCAUCAAGACAUAUUCUAUUGAUGGACUCCGUAUUGAUGCCGCCAAGCACGUCGACGCCAACUUCCUCAAGACAUUUACCAACGAUAUUGGCGUAUUCAGUACUGGAGAAGUUCUCGAAGGUGCGGUUAGCAUCAUCUCGGAUUACCAGGCCCAUUACAUUUGUAGUAUGCCAAAUUACCCAAUCUACUUCCAAAUGCUACAAGCUUUUACGAUGGGAAACACAAGUGCAUUGGCUCUCGAGGUGGAGGCCAUGAAACAGGCUUGCACGGAUGUCAACGCUCUUGUUUCUUUCUCAGAGAAUCACGACAAGCCUCGUAUCGGUAGCAUGUCUAAUGACACGGCGACGGCCAAAAACGUACUGGUCUUCACACUCCUCUUCGACGGAAUCCCCAUGAUUUACCAAGGUCAAGAACAGCACCUCAAGGGCGCCGAUCCACCAUACGACCGAGAAGCCAUCUGGCUCACGAAAUACAACACCGAAUCUGAGCUUUACCAACUAAUCGCCAAACUCAACAAGCUCCGCAAACACGUCAACGCCCUCGGCAGUGACUACUUUGACCAACCAACACACACUGUCUACCAAGGCGCAAGUGAACUUGCAUUUUCUAAAGGUGUCGAAGGUCGACAAGUUAUCAUGAUGCUGUCAACCCAAGGUUCAGAAAGUGGCGCCUACAACGUGGCCCUGAGCAACAGUUACAACGCCGGCACCGAAAUCAUGGAAAUCCUCAAUUGCGAAAAGUACACACCUGAUGAAUUUGGCUCCAUCACAGUCGCCAUGAACAAGGGCGAGCCUCGGGUGUUCUGGCCUGUGAAAUACAUGGAAGGCAGUGGUCUCUGUGGUUACGAAAUCAAGAACGUGACCUUGGCCCAGUUGAAGAAUGGCGUGGCCUCUUCUGCUUCCUCGGUCAUCGCUUCUUCACCACUAACUACAGCUUUAGCCUCUCUGUGUCUUGCAUUGACGAGUAUUGUGAUGAUCCUUUGA
Molecule: messenger RNA, 1626 nt
Organism: Penicillium antarcticum
Lineage: Eukaryota; Fungi; Ascomycota; Eurotiomycetes; Eurotiales; Aspergillaceae
Product: alpha-amylase
Exons: 2
Coding region: 1-1626 (541 amino acids)
Biological process (GO): carbohydrate catabolic process
Molecular function (GO): alpha-amylase activity; calcium ion binding
Source: RefSeq, a predicted model, not a curated record